Messenger RNA from Epinephelus lanceolatus (giant grouper), 5010 nucleotides. RefSeq lists its product as uncharacterized. The record is from RefSeq and is a predicted model, not a curated record. Lineage: Eukaryota; Metazoa; Chordata; Actinopteri; Perciformes; Serranidae.
AUGGCACACCUCACACCCAUGAUCAUCCCACAAACGUGCACGUCUCACCAGUGUUACAUGUGUGCUAGCCGCAUGGGCGUGGGGUCGGAUGUGCGAUUUGAUUACUGUGAUUUUAUGAAAACAAUGUGGCAGUCAUUUUUUUGUUUUCAUAUGUGUGUCUGUGUGUAUCCAGGUGAAGGAGCUAUAUCAGGGAGUGCUUGGGAAACUGCAGCUCCUCCACCCACGCCUGAUCACUGAGGAGAGGAUGGGGGAGGGCUAUGAGAGGGUGAAGAGGGAGGUGGAGAGGGAGGUGGUGCGGCGGAAGACUCUGGCCUCACAGCUGAGGACUCUGCUCGACAGCCAGCUGCAGGUGCUGAGGCGAGAGCAGCAGGCCCAGCAGAGGGUUCACAGUGUGCUCACAGCCCAGCUCAGAGAAUGUACCAGACUCCUGUCCAAGAUUAACAGCAACCACCAGCAGAAUUUGAUCCAGAGGCUAACGUCCCUGGUGGAUGAGAUGGGAGAGCUGGUGUCAGCGGAGUGCCAGCGUCAGGGGGCCUGGGGGUUUCUGGGUGAGGGUAUAGGGGCCAAGCUGCUCUGCCCUGACACUGGAACUGUGCUGACCAAGGACCACAUCUUUGGUCCUGAUGGGUCUCUGCGUGUCAGUCGGGCACUUCACUGUGAUUCAGUCACAGGCCUCAUAAGGCCAAAUGCUCACAGCCAUAUGCUGCUGAGCAGCGGCCACACCAUGGCGGUGCCACCUGAUUUCUUCGUCCACCCACAGACCAGCAGAGUUAUGCCCAUAGCUGGCAACGUGGCCUACGAUCCUGCAAGCUCUACUCUAGUGUUCACAACUGACUCAUGCACAGGAGACAGCAGGAAGUGGGACAGUCCUCUUCUUCCUUUCAUUCCCUACCCAACCUCCUGCCACUCAGACCAGCCUCUGCCCAGCACCCGGCUCAGAGGCCUCAAACCGGGCCAGAGACUGCAGCUGGGUGUCCCCAUGGCAGACCCAGACACAGGGGUCCCAGUGCCCAUUCUGGCUGUAACCAUCCACCCCCAGACAGGACUAGUCUACCCAUUGGGAGGGGUGCAUGUCUGUCCCCUCACCCGCCUCCCUCAGCCGAUACAGAUUGGCUACCCCAUGCUGGACUCCAGGACGGGGAAUGUUGUGCUCACUGUUGGGGUCAGUCUAGAUCCAGUCACAGGAGCUGUGCUGCCAGUAGGUGGAGUUCUGUUGGCCGAGUCCUUCAUCGAACCUCUGAGUGGGCGGAUGGUGAGAGUAGGGGGGGCCAGCAUACGCGCUGGGCAAGCGGUGCCUAACGCAGGAGGAUACCAGGCCCUUCUAGACAGCAAGGUUCUGGCGGUGAUGUUCAAAGUAUUGGAGCUCCUAAAGCCACUAACUGAGGAGUGGGGGUCGGACCAAACUUUGCAGCACCACCAGGGCAGCGAGAGAGGGAGCGGUCGACAAGAUAAUUUCCUCAGUGUAGCUAAGGAGCUCCAGCAGGCCUGGGGAAGGAGCCUGCACUGUCAGCUGCAGCUGCAGACUAGGUUGGGUAUCCUGCUGAACUGGGCUGUAGGUCUGCAGCAGGAUGGAGGCAUUCUGGGAGAGAUGCCUCUUCCAGGUUCAGAUAUGUGUGUGCCAGCUCUGCUGGGGCUGGAGUACCCUGACCCUAUGGGGUCUGGUCUCUGUGUACCUGUGCUGGGGUAUCAGACUGACCUUGUCUCUGGGACUAUUAUACCAUUGGCAGGGACUAUGGAGGACCCUGGAGGUAAAGGCCUGGUGGCCGUCCGUUAUGGAUCACAGACUGUUGACCCAGUGACAGGUGUGUUGGCCACAGUGGUUGGAGCCAGGCUGGAUGUGUCCAGGAAAACCAUUGUACCUGUAACAGCUUCCUACUGGCUAACAAUGGCAGACCAAACUGAUAGUGUGCAGGUAGAGGCGCUACAGAGAGAAGUGUGUGUGCGAAACACUUACUGGCAGCAACAGAGGCAGCGGGAGGAAGAUAUUGUCUCUGACCUGGACUCAGCUCUAUUCCAGUGUCUCUUUAGAGGCACAGAAGCAAACUCUUAUCAGGUCCAGUGGUCAGGGAGACAGCUGAAGGAAGCAGCCGUGGAGCUGCAGGAUUCAGCACAGACCGAGGCGCAGAGGAGAGCAGCUCAGCGCUCCCACUUGGCUCUGAUCUUGCCUCCGCAUGUAUUACACAUACUCACACAGGGUGACGAGCAGGAGUGGGAUCAGCAGUGUGUCUGGCACUCAGAGCUCGUGUCGGGCCUUGAUAAGGUGGACGUUUGUAUGGAGCAGCUGCAACAAGACAAAGAAAAAUGGACAACACAUGGAGGAGACUGGGCCACAACCCUCCAUGCUCUGGACAGAGAGCUGAGACAGAGAGAGUUGUGGGAGCAGUGUUGUUCCAGACAGACAGAGUUGGAGGCUGCUCUUAACGCACUGCACUUUGUCAGACACCUUUCGCAGCUCCAUGCCGACACUACUCAGGCAGUACUGUGUGGGAACUUUUGGUACAAGGAAUAUGGUCUGCUCCAGUGCUGUGGACACAGACCUUCUGCGGAGGUCGUAGGUUCGCUCCAGCAGAUGGCUUUGCCUCUGCUAGAGAGACUGAACCAACUCCUGGAAGACAAACAGCCUGCCAGCUUCUCCCCCAACACCUGCAAUCAGCACAUUUCUGGUUUGUCCACAAAGCAGGCAUAUGGGCUGGAGAUAGCCUCCAGAGUCUGGACAGCCUCUGUGCCUGUGGUGAAAGGAAUCUCCACCCAGUCUUUGAGGGAGCCUGCCAAUUUGGCUCAACCCCAGGACGCUGAUUUGCAGGCCAGUUCGGCACCGACACACACCUCACAAAGACACACCACAUCCUCUGGCAUUCACUCCCAGGAGAGCCAGCCGAUGAAAGAGUCUGCUCAGCCGACACACGGUAUCACAGUCCCCACGAUUCCAGAAGAGGAAUGGGCCAAGCUGCUGGAACUCUCGCCUCUCUUCCAGCUGCUGAAGAGGAUGGAGCUGCAGCUAAAGGGUUGGGCCUGUGGGGCAGGGCUUCUUAGAGGAGAGCUUGCUGACAGAGGCAAGAGUUUCAUAGACGUCCUCGAUGCUCAGUGGGAAUGUGAGGGAGAGCUGAUCCCUUUGGACCUGUCGGUGCUUAACCCCAGAGAGUUCCUGGUCUACCAGCACGGACUGUACCUGAUACACACAUUGCAUAAUCUAAAACUGACUCCAGCCAUUUCACUUCAGAUAGCAGCUAGUCUCCCAAACAACAACUAUUUCAACAACGCCUUCAGAAACUCCUUCUUUUAUCAGGAGGCAGAAGAGGCACUCUUUGUCCGUCGCCAGAGGCUCCAGUCAGUUGGAGGUUUCUCUCUGCUGCUGCUUCACUGUCUGUCCCAUGUUAAGAUGAAAGACAUGAGCUCUGACUCUGGUCCUGCCUUCCAGAGGCUUUUUUUCAAGAUACUGCAGGCAUGUCUGGGGGAGCUGUUUCAAGCCAGACUGGGUAUGCCGUCAUCUGGACAGGAAGCCAAUGUGUGCGUGUGGCUUAAGGACCAAGAGGCCCCUUCAGGAGUCCUAAAGGGGACUCUUUCUGACCCUCAUGCUGCCUCCCUGCUUUAUAGGUUGCACAAACCAAGCAGAGGAUUGCUGUCUGAAGACGACGUUGAGGAACUUCAGAGGAAGCACAGGGAAACAUCUCUACUCUCCCAUCUUGAGGGACUUUUAAAGGAGAAGAGCUCUGAAGCGUAAGGGAAAUUCUUCUAUUUGAAAGAGAAAAAACACACCCAACAUAGAACCAGUUCUUUAUUGCAAGAAGCAUGGGAGGAGCAAACGUCAUAGAUGAACUACAGUUUCUCUGUGAGGCUGAGAAAAUGCAGGCGUUUAAUCCAGAGAGACAAACAAGGGUGAAGGAUGGGCAGAUGCUUUGCAGAGGAAAUUAUCUCCCGGAAGACAGAAUCAACAUCCCUUUCUUUUGGUAACAGGAACUUCUUUUCUUCCAGGGAAUAAGCAUACCACUGUAAGCUCUGUGCGAUAAGAACUUGUUUUCCACAAGACGCCUUGUCUCGCCCUCAGUAACUCCCUCUUUGUCCUAAGACAUUUUGAUACAUUACAGAGCAUAUAGUGCAUUGACUGCAAAAAUGCAAUUAAUGCAAAACAGUUUGUCCCACAGAAGCCGCAGAGAAACCUUUACGCUCUAAUGUAAUUUGUUUACUAUUUUUAUAUUGCCUGUUUUGAUAAGAUGAUAUCAGUUCAAAGAAGUCCUGCAAUCAGAGUGGAAAUGACAGCUAUGGCAAGGCAAGGCAAUGAACUGAAGGAUAAUGUAUACAGAAGGCUGUACGUACUCACUCUGUUUUUCAUUGUUUUGGAUUUCAGUGAGUAACCAUUACUUUAAUCUUAAUGUGAUCCAUAAAUCAAACCCUUAACCUACUCCUCAUGUUCCACUGUCAACGUUACCUUUAACCAUUUCACAAUUGGCACAGUUUCGUCAAAUAUACUAGGAUCAUCUUACUAAAUUACUUUAAUAAAUUCUGAGUCAAAGGGUGAGGCUUUAAUGCUUUGCUGUCGUUUAUAUUGAGGUAGGAUAAAUUUUCAAUGAUGUAACUUUGAUCCAAAUAAAAAAAAACAACAGCUCAGGUCUUAUACCUUUAAACUGAGUGGUGUUAUUGAAAUAUGAUAAAGUAUUGGUCUAAACAUCUAAAAAUACUUUAAAUGAAGAGUUUCAAAAAGAAGUAGGAUAAAGUAAAUGUAAUUGUGAGACAAAAAUGGCAAUUAACAGCAUUUUUAGAUGAUUUUAAGAAAUGGGUGUGUCUCAUUAUGAAAAGUUACUUUGCUUUGUCUCUUACCAUAUCAUUAUCUCUGACCUUACUUCAAUCCCGGUAAUCACUGAUCACAAAAACAUUCAUGUUGCACUGUUUAUUAUUUUUUUGUUUUAAACAACACAACAUUUCUUCUUAUACAAAUCAUACAUGUUUUUGGCUUUUACCAUCACAAGCUGUGUAUUAUAAUGGCAUUCCUGGGACGCUUAUAUAGGCGCCUGG